Homalodisca vitripennis (glassy-winged sharpshooter) is the source of this 6632-nucleotide messenger RNA. RefSeq lists its product as uncharacterized. The record is from RefSeq and is a predicted model, not a curated record. The coding region runs from base 5502 to 5912 and encodes 136 amino acids. The transcript is spliced from 2 exons. NCBI's taxonomy places the organism in Eukaryota, Metazoa, Arthropoda, Insecta, Hemiptera, Cicadellidae.
AGUAAAAUAAUUAAUAUAUAUAGUUAUAGUUAAUUACAAUGACAGAACGUGUGUAAGUUGAGGCACCGCGAAUUUUUACCGAGCGCGACCGGCAGAGAAAAUUAAUUGAGGUUAGAAGCACCGUGAGCGCCUGGAAACAAUGCGAGCGGGAGAGGGUUAAUUAUGAUUUGACACGUUUAAGUUAGCUUAAGCUGUUUAUUGAUUUUCCAAUCAAAAUGUGACUGUUCAGAGGUGAACCUUGGCUUAAUUUUUGGUUUUCUUAUACAAUUGUGAAUUUUUUUAGCAAACUUUAUCUGGCUGUUUAUUGUUAUUUUAAUAAAAAUAUGACUUUUUUUAGGUUAGCUUAAGUUAGCUGUUGUGGCUUUACCAAUAUAAAUGUGACUCUUUAGAGAAACUUGGGUUAGUUGUUUAUCAUGAUUGUAAUCAAAGUGUGCCUGUUAAGUGAGCUGUGGCUAACUCUUUAUUUUUUUUAAAUACAAAUUUGACUCAUUUUAGGUUAGCUCAAGCUACUGUUGUUUAAUAGGUUUUUAAAUAAAAGUUUAACUCAUUUUAGGUUAGCUCAAGCUACUGUUGUUCAAUAGGUUUUCAAAUAAAAAUUUGACUCAUUUUAGAUUAGUUCAUUUAAUUGGUUUUCAAAUAAAAAUUGGCUGUUUUUAGGGAAGCUUUAACUAGCAGUGUAUUGUUAUUCUAAUACAAAUUUGACUUGUGAUAAAUUGGCCUAAGCUAGCAGUUUGUAGGUUUUCAAUUAAUACAUGUCUUUUUAGGCAAAAGUUGGCUAUUUUAAACUGGUUUUCUUAUAAAGUUUUGACUUUUUUUAGGUGAGCUUUUGGCUUGGUGCCAUGUUAAGAUAGUUUGGGCAGUUUUCAGGUAAGAUUUGGCUUUUUAUUUCUUUUAUGGUAAAACUUUUGGACAGGAUUAAGUCAUGAAUCUGUCCUUCUCUGGAGGGUUCACUUCUGGCCGGUUUAUACCUUCCAGGUGAACCCACAGUGGGUGCAGCAAAAAGUGAUGUGCCACUUAAAUCAGGGCAACCUUAUGGUUCAGAAGCAGCACAUCACUAACCGCAAAUGUCAAGAUUCUGGGGUGCAAGGGUAGAUCGAUAGGUCUAGUCUACUGCGGAAGAUGACUGUUGGAGUUGGUGGAGCUCCCUAAGAGUCAAAGGUUCUUGCUAGCCUAGACUUAAGGGCGUGUCACCCACUGCCUUGUUUUGACUGGAUAGGCUGGCUCAGAGUUGGCUUCCACUUCUUCUCCCAAGGAGACCAGACUGAGAUUAAUACCCUAAAUUCUUCCUCAUGGAUCUUGACAGGAGGCAGUCCCUACCCCCAACCUUAUCCAUCCAGAAUAUCCUGUCACUCCUGAAGCAGCGCAAAGAUCCUUUAGGGAUUAAGUGCAAUUUCUAAGCUUCUUGUCCUAAGAGAACAAAAAUAAAUUUAAGGUAAUUUGGAUAGUUUUCAGAUAAGCUGUGGUUGUUUACUUCUAUUAUGGUAAAAACUUUAAACAAGAAUUUUAUAGGUAAGGUUAGCUUAAUUUCUUUUUUUUAAUAGUGUUAUAGAGUCCAUGCAAAUAAACACUAAAUGAUUCAAAUGGAUUAUGUUAAUUUAUAUAAUGUAUUAAUGUAUGUACUACACAAUUUUUGUAACCAUAUUCAUUGCAAAGUCAUAAACUUCUCAAGGGAACCUUUGCAUUAAAAAAAUGUUUAAACCAAUUAAGUAAUUUUUACCUAAAACGUCACGUUUUAUACAUCUAAUGAUUGGGAAAUAUAAAGUAUUAAAAUGCAUAUUUCAACUUUUAUUUUAUAUCAAUUUGUUCAUAAAGAAACCGUCCAUUGUCUUUGACACAUAACAAAUCAUAGUGCAAAUAUUAAAUUAAUGUCAACAAAGGGCAUACUGCAGACAGAGUCAGUUGUUUUGAGACUUACAUUUAUUGUGAGUUUGUUUAUGUUUGAGUGAUUUGCUGUCUGUAUUUAGUAAUUUAUGCUUUGCCUUAUUAUUAUGAAUCACUCAGACUUCAUUUUUGAGUGAAAUACGUUAAGAUGUUGAAUAAUAUUAACCCUUUUACUGCCAGGCCGCAAGCCACACUUGGUGCGUCGACCGCCAACAAUAUCUGUACGAGUAGCUGCGUCGACCGCCAGGCCUUUGCCCGGGUGCGCUACUCCGUCACGGCAUUUUGCUCAGUUUUACGCAUGUUUACAUUAUCACUUAUAUUUUCGUUAAUUACAAAGAUAGAACGAUGUUGUUGGUAUCGUUUUCUUUAUUUUUAAAUGCGCUAACUUUCUAUGUAUAGAUGUUGGCUGUAAUAAAUUUUUAAAUACUGAAUUUUUUAAAUUUAUUUUUAUUUAUUUUUUUAAUACAAAAAAAUAUUAAAUUUGAAGUGUUAUAAGUACCAAAGUUUAUUCUUUUUACCACAAAAUCUUUAUAUAGUACUAUUAUACAUUUAACUUAGAAGAACUUCAGGAAGUUUCAAAAAAUAAUUCGACCUUGAAAUAUUUAUUAGCCUCUUUAUUGUACAGGUUCAAAACAAAAAUUUUGAAAAAAUCACUAUAUAACUUCAUAAAAAUAAUAUAAAGAUAAUAAAUCAAUAUUAUUAAGAAAGCUCAAAUUGUCCAGAAUGCAUUAAAAUGAACUAAAUCAAAAUCAGUGGAAACAUCAUUAUGUAAUUAGCGAAAGAGUAGAGAGCCUAUAUAUUAUAGGCUCAUGGCGGUUUGCCGCUGACCAUGGCAAAGCCUAUAUAUAGGCUCUUGGCGGUUUACCACCACCCAUGACAAAGCCUAAAUAUAGGAUCUUGGCGGUUUACCACUACUCAUGGCAAAGCCUAUAUAUAGGCUCUUGGCGGUAAAAGGGUUAACAAAAUUGUGAGUGAAUUUACAAUUGUUAACGACAAUAGUGAAAGUGAUACUAGUCUAAAUAGAUUGGUUGAUAUUAUUUAAAUAUAUUUUAGCUGUGUUUUGUGUGAUCUUGAGUAAUUUUUGUUUGAGAAGUUGAACAUUUCAAAAGUUGCAAGCUUUGUUGAACACAUGAAAGAGUGAUGUUUUCAAAAAGUUAGUGAAAGUAAAAGAAAUUUUUUUACGCAACUCUGAAAUGUUAUCUACUUUAAGCAAAAUAAACAUGUUUUUCAAUAAAAUGCAAGAUUUUGAGUGUAAAAAUUGAAAAACACCUCUAAAAUAGUUCAUUAAAACAGUUUUGGUGAGACAUCAUUUACAGUUCCUCUGUAGUGUACUGGAUUUAAGCAUCAGUGUAAGGAUGAGCAUUAUCAUAAAGGAGGAUUAUGUUAAACAAUAUUUUCUCGAAUCGUUGAUUCUGAGUUGCACAUUUCAGUUUGAUGUCAUACAUUAGCUGUAAUUCUUUACCUACAUACAUGAAAUAAACCAAAAUUAUUCCAUUUUUGUCCUAAAGAUUAUAAAAAUUUAUUUUUUCCGUUGCACAUCUGUGCAGCCAUUGUGGUUUCAUCACAAAUAUCAAAUCUUUCUUUUAUCAAUACUGUAAGUCCAUACAACUUAUGAUGGCUGAAGGCUAAAGACCCUUUUGCGCACAAAAGUCAAUCACAGCAUGCGCUUUAUAACAGACACAAAGUAAUUUACAGGUACAAAAUUUAUAAUUUUAUUUACAUAUUUAAUUUAUUCAAGGUUAACUAUGAGUUUUUAUAAGGUGUAAAUUAAACAUUUUUGAAAACCUUUAGCAUUGGAAGUGAUUACUAUCUGAUGCAUGUGCAUGCUCCUCGAUGGGUAGACUUGGUCAUGCUUCUCAAGGCUCACAACAACUAGUCUACUCCAAAAUUCCAUCUACCAGUAAGUUCCUGUAAACCGGAGCUAUCAGCAACCCAGGAUGAAGAAACCGGAUUGUUUUGCCUGAUGGAAGAGCAAUCCGGAUAUCCGAAAGUUGGUUAUGACAAUGUUCUGCAUAUAGGAAACUAUAUGAAAAGAAAGUAACUGAAAAGUUAUAAUGUUGCCAGCUUAAUAUUUCUUAUUUUCUCUAUAAUUUUUUCUUUUAUAUAAGUUCUGUUUUAUUACAAUCAAUUUUAAAGUUAUGUUAUUCUUUAUUUUUCCUGUAAUUAACUGUGAUACAAUUAAUUUUUUGUUGUUGUUUAAAUUUCAAUGGAGUGCAAAUCAUUUCAUUUUAAUUUAAUACUGUAGUAUAUAUUUACUUAGGAAAGAGGAAACUAUUUAUUUGAAACAAAAUUAAAGAAUCUCUCCGACAAAGACGGAGAGUGUAACAUGUUAAAAUUGAAGUAUUUUAAUGGUUACAAAAUGUAUAAUUUCAUUUAUUCAAGGUAGAUUUUGGGAUUUUAUAAGAGGUAAAUUAAGUAUCAUUUGAAGCGGGUUAUUAGCCGACGCAUGCGCAUGGCAGACUUGUUGCAUGCUCCUCAAGGCUCAUGGAUAGGGGGAAUAGAGGAAUCUCACAGCGUAGACAGUGGACUGGAUCUGCAUGUGCUUGUACAGUAGGAUUCUCGCGGCUCUGCCCGGGCUGAGGUAAGGUGGGCAGUUAUUGCUGAUACCAACAACAGUUAUUAACGUACUACUCGUAGCAUUCACCAAUCUGACUACUACUCGUUCCUUUCUCACCUGUCAAGAGGUAAGGAUGCUGAUUCCGAUUGCUACUUAUAUUAGCAUUAUAAUUUUCUAUAUUGCGUUUUAAAGCUAAAGACUAAAGAGAGAAUUAUCUUUAAAAUUCCACUUUGAACUAUAAUCAAGCAGCAACAUCCGUUGCUGCUCAUACCUGCACGUUUGUGCUCAAAGCCUUUUUACAUCUAUAUUACGAUUGUAAAAUGAACAUCAAUCUUAAGUGCUUUCUAACUUAGUUAGUGCUUGGCAUGAUUUGAAACUUUCAUAUUGAUAAUUAUUACAUUGUUGUUCAAAUUUAAACUUAAGCAUGUCACAGUAUACUUUGUUUCCUGCCCAAGCCAGUCUAACAAACUGUUUAUUCUUAUUAUAAAAGCGUGUCUAAUUUAUUUUAUGUUUAAGAGUGGUAAUUUUUGUUACGUUUUGUGCGUCUGGUAGGACUGUCCUUCCAUGCAUCUGUGCCUCCCCCCUUAUACGAAUACUAAUGGAUGUUAUUUUAGGAAUAUGCCUCAUACAUACGUAACUUAAAAAGACAUAAUACUUCACUUUGGGAACUUUCUAAAAACUGACUUGCCGUACGUUUACAAGUGGAUGGCCCUGGGUUUUAAGAAGGUUUCUUUUAUAUACAGGAACAAAAUGGGAAAAUCCUUUCUAUAGAUGCGUUAUUAGUCAAAAAGUUAAGCAGAGAAAAUUCUUUUUCCAGAAGUUUAUGAAUAAAGAGUAUUUUAUUAGUGUCUUGUUAACAGAAACCAACCAAUUUCUAGAACCAGAGCUUAGUUUGUCUGUGACAAGUAUAUUUUAUGAAGUUGCCUCCAUUACUACUUAAGCUAAAUGUUUAAGUAGUCAAUAGCCACAUAAAAAACGAAGUUUGUUUGUUACCAUUUCUGUUUAAUUUCUUUUUGCAUGUGAUUGUAAAUUGUCCACAUCUUGUUUCAUCGUUUAGGACCGCAUGGGCCUGCUCAAGCUCAAGUGUUUCCAAGAGGUAUUGGUGAUGCAAGCAAAUAUAUGGGAUCAUAUAGGCCUGCUCGUGCUCAAGAGGUGUCCAGAGGUGAUGGUGGUACGGGAGUCAUGUCGUACAUAUCUAGUGUCUGGGGCUGUGUGUGUGAAACAGUGUCGUCACCGUGGCAAUGGGCGACGGGACGAAAGAGCAGACCACCAACUCCUAAAAAUAGUCGAGCUGCCAAACCACCAACUCCUAAAAAUAGUCGAGCUGCCAAACCACCAACUCCUAAAAAUAGUCGAGCUGCCAAACCACCAACUCCUAAAAAUAGUCGAGCUGCCAAACCACCUGAAAUUCCUCAACCUCGUCCUGCUAGUAUCCCUAAACCUCCUCCAGCUGCUCCAAAGAAUCCCGACAUAGAAUUUGAAAUCCCUACUCAUUUUGGAUAUCCAGGUUUCUUCCUUUACUAAUUUUUAUUUUUCACCCUCCAAGUGCUAUGCUUGUAAGAGUGUAAUGCUGAGCUUAUUUUGGGGUUAAGCUUAUUUGAAAUUCGAUAAACAUUAUGCAAUUCAAACUUAUGACUACAUGAUUCAACUUAUUCCAUGUGUACGUUUUCAGAAUACGUAUUCUGGAAGAAAAUGUUUAGCACUUACGUAUCAUUGAAAAAUUAGCGAAGAUAUAACAAUAUUAAUUUUUAAUAUUUUGUACUUCAGUGUUAGCAUUAAGGUUUAUUGAUAACAUAUUUAAAAUUUUGUUACGAAAGCAUUACAAAAGUUGGUACAGAUAUUCAGCGAAUUGUACAUAUAUGUAACACAUAAACACAGUUAAUAAAAAUAAAAAAACAACUAAUGUUAACGGUGAACACUUUAUAAAGCAUAGAUUCAGCAAUAUAUCAGAAAGGUAAUUGCAAAUCUAGAAAUCUAUUUUUGUUAAUAUUUACAAACAGUGCAAAAAUACAAGAUUUCUUAAGGCAUAAAUAAUUAUCUAAUCUUGAAUAUGGAAAUUAUGAAUAAAGAAAUUAAAUCUCUGUUUAAAACUGUGAGAUAGAUAAUAAUUAACAAUUCAGUUCACUUUUGUAUACAAUAUGAUAAAUAAGAAUUAACAAUUCAGUUCACUUUUUUAUAGGAUAUGAUAAAUAAG